Messenger RNA from Polypterus senegalus (gray bichir), 1159 nucleotides. RefSeq names its product REC114 meiotic recombination protein (gene rec114). Bases 78 to 725 code for a protein of 215 amino acids. The record is from RefSeq and is a predicted model, not a curated record. The transcript has 6 exons. NCBI's taxonomy places the organism in Eukaryota, Metazoa, Chordata, Cladistia, Polypteriformes, Polypteridae.
UUUGUGCCGAAAGAAAGAAAAGGCGCGCGAAGUGAGUGGAUGAGGCGAGUGUGUCCCGCGCGUUUCUAGCGGGCGUCAUGGCGGAGGGCGGCGUUGUGGCGGAGCUGCCUUUGGCAAGCCAGUGUUGGCGACUGAAGAGCUACGGACGCUGGGUACCUCGGCAGACAGGAGAGAAGACGUGGAAGAUGAUUGAAUCAAGUGAUGACCUUGGACCACUAACACUAACUAUAGUCCAGUCUGGGCAUUUCCUUGUAUGUCAGGGACAUACUCUAUUGGAAGGAUUUUCACUGAUUGAUGCUCCUUUCUUCCUGAAAGUGAUGCCAAAGUCUGACCAUCUCCUGUUCUCUGUGAAAAUUAAGAAUGAGUGCCGCAUGUUUCGAGUACAGUUUGAUGGAGCUAAUUUUCAGGAGGCUGUGGAGUUCAGCAGGGAUGUUUGCUUCAGGUUGCAACAAUAUACGGUUAUGGGUGUUAACAACAAGAUGCAAAAUGCUGAAGAUGUUAUAACUGGAUCAGAGGAACAGGACCUGCAGGGUAGGCUGCCCAUUUGUUGUCUGGCACAGUCUUUCUUAGAAGGGGUGAAGUUGUCACUUCCUUUGGCCUACCAGCAUUCCACACUGCAAGCAGAAGACCUUGGGGCUUUCCUUCGUCUGUGUCUACUGGACCACCGUUUCCCAGCAUUUGUGGAGCAGGUAGAAAGUGAACUGCAGAAAAUAGUUCAUGAAUGACUCUGCUUCAUCUUUUUGUUGUAAGAUGUCCUCAGUAAAAUGUUUUCAAGGGCAGACAGUGGUCAUUUACAGUAAAACGUGUGCAGAUGAUAUGCAUUGAUAAUUCAUUCCCAUCCAUUUAAUUCUGCUUAAUGUUCCUAGUAUAGAUCCUAAUUUGGCAUAUUCAUUUACAUGUUAGGUUCUCAAAGAAAAUGACUUGUGUGUAAUUGGAACAAAACUUCUCAGUCAUCAAGUAACUUAAAAAAACAGGCAAAGAAAAACAAAAAAGUACUUAUGUGGAGUUUUUAUUUUCAAAAAUGAUUAGUUCCACGUGGCAUAAAGCAGCCUGAGCCCAGCCCCCGCUGGUCCCAACUUCACUGCAACACACAAAGAAUCAGAAUGUUCAUGCAUCAAUAGCAGUGCUUUACAAUGGCAGCAGUUCACAACAUUAAAGC